Molecule: messenger RNA, 4008 nt
Organism: Pyrus x bretschneideri (Chinese white pear)
Lineage: Eukaryota; Viridiplantae; Streptophyta; Magnoliopsida; Rosales; Rosaceae
Product: leucine-rich repeat receptor-like protein kinase TDR
Exons: 2
Coding region: 756-3854 (1032 amino acids)
Biological process (GO): protein phosphorylation
Molecular function (GO): protein kinase activity; receptor serine/threonine kinase binding; ATP binding
Source: RefSeq, a predicted model, not a curated record
GCGUGUCAUUACGAGUUUAAUUAUCUACCAGAAAGUAUUUAAUUCGAAUUUAAAUCAAAUAAUUAAGAUGAAAAUGUUGGGAAUAAGGAAGAAGAAAAAGAAGAAAAGAAAAGGGAAUGGGAGCAAAAUGUUUAAAAAAAUUGGAGGAGAAUAUGGUGGGAAAUUGGAACGACUUUCUUGGAUCCUGUGAGAGGCAUUUGUCACUGCUACUGUGCUAGAAAAUAACAAUAUUUGCCAAUUUGCUAGACACAAAGAUAAAGGGUACCCCCAAGGAAUGAUGAAAAGUAGAACCAAAAGAAAAGGAAAACUUAAAUCCCAAUAAAACCAAAAGGAUUGUAUUAGACAAAGGUAGAAUACCCCAGCAGUAGCACCACUGCAGCUGCAGGAGGUGAGAGAGAGACACAAACAGAAAAAACUAGAGAGAGAAAACCAGCCAUGGAAAUUGAAAUUGAAAUCCAAAGAUUAUAUUAGUAGAGAGAGAGAGAGAGAGAAGGGAGGAGAAGAAGUAUGUAUUUCUUUGCUUCUUUCUUUCUCUCUCUAGUUUCUCUCACUAGAAUUUGAAGUCCACCAAGAAAUCCCACUGGAGCAAAAGACCUAAUGAUGGUGAUCAUGAAACACCCUCUGCCCCCAGCACUCCUGAAAAGCACUUCUCUCUUGAACAGAAGCAGCCAUCAAAACCUCUCUUCCCUUAAAUUUCCUAACACUCUUUCCCUCUCACUCUCACCCACCACCUCCUUCCCCACACCCCCUAAACCAUGAAAGUUCCUUCCUUUUCCUCCUCCUUCCCUCUCUCUCUCAUCCUCUUCUUCUCUCUCCAGACCUCCAUAACUCUCUGCUCUUCUUCCUCUUCUUCUCUCUCUUUCCAGCUCAUUGCUCUGCUCUCUCUCAAGUCCUCCCUCAAAGACCCUUUCUCCUCCUUUCACGACUGGGUUCUGCCCAAUUUCCAACAAAACGGCGGCGUCUCAGGUUGGUGUUCGUGGUCCGGCGUUAAAUGCCACCCCAACACCUCCCAAGUCGUCGCCCUCGACCUCUCACGCCGCAACCUCUCCGGCCAAAUCCCACCUCAAAUCCGCCAACUUUCUUCCCUAAUCUACCUCAAUUUGAGCGGCAACGCCUUCGACGGCCCUCUCCCUCCCGCCAUUUUCGAGCUCGGCAACUUAAGGAUCCUCGACAUCAGCCACAACGACUUCAAGUCGGAUUUCCCGCCUGGGAUUUCAAAGCUCAGGUUUUUAAGAAUCUUCACCGCUUACAGCAACAGCUUCACCGGCCCAUUGCCUCAGGAAUUCAUCAAACUCCGGUAUCUCGAGCGGCUCAACCUUGGCGGAAGCUACUUCGACGGCGAAAUCCCGGAAGGGUACGGAAGUUUCCCGAGAUUGAAAUUCCUUUACCUCGCCGGAAAUGCACUUAACGGUUCAAUUCCACCGCAAUUGGGCUUCUUAUCGGAGCUGACCCGGAUGGAGAUCGGGUACAACGAGUAUUCAGGUGGGUUUCCUGCACAACUCGCAAUGCUGUCAAAUCUCACGUACUUGGACGUCUCCAACGCCUUUCUCUCCGGCGCUCUCCCGUCGGAGCUCGGCAACUUAACCAUGCUCGACACAUUGCUGCUCUUCAAGAACCGAUUUUCGGGAUUUAUUCCGGCUACUCUAGGCCGCUUACAGGGUCUGAAGACUUUCGAUUUGUCGGAUAAUCAGCUCUCCGGCUCAAUCCCACCGGAAAUUGUAACGUUGAAAAGGCUGACUAAUAUAAGCCUGAUGAACAACUUUCUCGUCGGAGAAAUCCCGGAAAAAAUGGGAGAGCUGCCCAACUUGGAAAACCUCCUCCUCUGGAACAAUUCACUGACGGGUGUCCUCCCCCAGAGCUUAGGAUUCAGUGGGAAGCUCCUGCGAGUCGACGUUUCCUCCAAUUCUCUCACCGGACCGAUCCCGCCAAAUCUCUGCAAUGGCAACAAGCUCCAAAAGCUCAUACUUUUCUCCAACAGGUUCACCGACCCACUUCCCAAAACGUUAGCAAACUGCAAUUCUCUUUUACGACUCCGAAUCCAGGACAACCAAAUCAAUGGGUCGGUUCCGACGGGUUUCGGGUUGUUACCCAAUUUGACCUACGUCGAUUUGAGCGGCAACAAUUUCACCGGCGCGAUACCUGAAGAUCUCGGCAAUGCCGAAGAGCUCAGUUACUUGAACAUUUCACUGAACCCACUUCACUCAGUCCUUCCGUCGAACAUUUGGCGUGCACCAAAUCUCCAGAUCUUCUCCGCCAGUUCCGGCCACCUCACCGGUAAAAUCCCCGACUUCAUCGGCUGCAAAAGCCUGUACAAGAUCGAACUCCAACGUAACGACUUUAACGGCUCGAUCCCGUGGGACAUCGGGCACUGCGAGAAGCUUCUCAGCUUGAAUCUGAGCCGCAAUUCUCUCACCGGCAUUAUCCCAUGGGAAAUCUCCGCUUUGCCCUCCAUUACCGACCUCGACCUCUCCCGUAAUUUUCUCUCCGGCACGAUUCCGUCCAACUUCGAGAACUGUAGCACGCUGGAGAGCUUCAACGUUUCGUUUAAUUUGUUGACCGGUCCGAUCCCGUCCGGUUCGAUUUUCCUGAAUCUCCAUCCGACGUCGUUUUUGGGGAAUGAAGGAUUAUGUGGCGGCGUUCUGGGGAAGCCCUGUGACACGUUGUCAGCCGGAGCCGUGGACGUUCGCGGCCACGAGCAGCCGAAGAAGACGGCAGGCGCGAUAGUAUGGAUUAUGGCGGCUGCUUUCGGUAUCGGGCUUUUUGUUCUCGUUGCUGGGACCCGCUGCUUCCACGCCAAUUACAGCCGUCAGAUGGACGAAAGUCAGCAGAUCGGACCGUGGAAAUUAACCGCUUUCCAGCGGUUAAAUUUCACGGCGGAUGACGUGUUGGAGUGCCUGGAGAUGAGUAAUAAGAUUAUAGGGAUGGGGUCCACGGGGACGGUUUAUAGAGCUGAGAUGCCAGGUGGCGAGAUCAUAGCGGUGAAGAAACUGUGGGGGAAACAGAAGGAGAACAGUAGUAUUGUGAUCCGACGGCGAAGAGGAGUUCUGGCUGAAGUGGAGGUGUUGGGGAACGUUAGGCACAGGAACAUUGUGAGAUUGUUAGGAUGCUGCUGCAACAGGGACAUCACCAUGCUGCUCUACGAGUACAUGCCCAAUGGCAAUUUAGAUGAUCUGUUGCAUGGCAAAAACAAGGCUCAGAAUUUGGGGGCGGAUUGGGUCACGAGAUACAAGAUCGCCCUCGGCGUGGCGCAGGGAAUUUGCUACCUGCACCACGACUGUGACCCGGUGAUUGUGCACCGUGAUCUUAAGCCGAGUAAUAUCUUAUUGGAUAGUGAAAUGGAGGCUAGGGUGGCAGAUUUCGGGGUGGCCAAGUUGAUCCAGAGCGAUGAGUCCAUGUCUGUCAUCGCCGGCUCCUAUGGCUACAUUGCACCAGAAUAUGCUUAUACCCUACAAGUAGAUGAAAAGAGUGAUAUAUACAGCUAUGGGGUGGUGCUGAUGGAGAUCUUAAGCGGGAAAAGAUCGGUCGACGCCGAGUUUGGAGACGGGAAUAGCAUUGUGCAUUGGGUUAGGUCGAAGAUCAAGAUGAAAGACGGGAUCAAUGACGUUUUGGACAAGAAUGCAGGGGCGGGUUGCGAGCCGGUGAGGGAGGAGAUGAUGCAGAUGCUUAGGAUUGCUUUGCUCUGCGCGAGCCAGAACCCCGCGGACCGGCCGUCGAUGAGGGACGUGGUGUUGAUGCUGCUCGAGGCCAAGCCCAAGAGGAAGUUGCUAGCUAGUGUUGGGCAUGGCCACAAUGGGAGUGGUUGUGCUGAGUAUCAUGAUAUUCCUUUGCCACAAAAGCCAGCAGCGGAAUGUUAAUAGGAUUAUUUAUUACUUUUAAAAGCCUUAGAGGGGUUUUUAAUUUUUUUUGGGUUUUUUUUUUUUAAUGUUAUUUUUCAAAUGGUGGGGAUUGGUAUAGGAGAAGUGAUUUCUUAUUUUACUUUUAUUUUAAUGGAAAUUUUCUCAAGUGUUA